Rotaria sp. Silwood1 is the source of this 792-nucleotide messenger RNA. The record is from the annotation of a GenBank genome assembly. NCBI's taxonomy places the organism in Eukaryota, Metazoa, Rotifera, Eurotatoria, Philodinida, Philodinidae.
AUGUUAGCAUCAAUGAAUGAUACUAAUUUACCUAUUACUGGUAUUUGUCUAGUUUCAAAACCAAAUAAUGUACCAACUGGUUACAUAUGUAUUCGAAAAGUUUCUGAUGAUCCAUCACGUGAUGCUGAUCUAAUGACUGAUUCAUUACUUGAACGUAAAGAUCGUUUUGUUUGUAUUACACGUAUAUUUCCAUUAGCUGGUAAUACAACAUUAGUUUUGGAAGAUAUUAAACUUAUUAAUGAACGUGAUACUCCACCACCUAAUUAUUUUGCAUUACUAGAAACAGUAGAUACAAAAGCUAAAGGUACAGUUAAACGAACAAUAUGUGUUAAACUUGUUGAACGACAAGCAGGUAUGAAAUGUAUAUGUGAUGUCAUAUUUCUUUAUCGCUCAAAACGACCACCACAAUUUUAUACAUUAAUUGGUGAUAUUAAUGGUUUACAAAUGUGUGUUAAAGAAGGUACUGUACCACCAUUUCGAGCACCACCUCCUGUACCAUUAUCACAAACAUCAUCAAAUCUUUAUCCAAAUUCAAUGAAUGAACAAUCAUAUUAUGGAUCUCAACAACAAUAUCAUACAUCAGAAAAUCAAUAUUCAAAUACAAUUCCGAAAAAAAGUGAUGAAAAAGAUAUACUUGAAGGUAUUCCAUUUGUAAUUAAUCCAAAAUAUUUAUCUGGAAAUCGUACUGGUGCUAAUAAUUUAUCGGGUUUAGAUUCAUUUCGUAUACUUUCACCUUAUGAAAUUGAACAAUGUUAUAAUUAUGAUUUUAGUCUUGAACAAUCUUUUCGUUAA